AUGCCGCUCGGCCAGCCCACCAUCCAGGACGCCUUGGUCGGCACGGUGAUCGCUGUGGUCCUCUCGGCGCCCGCGUCGGCGGCCCUCGGGGCCGUGGCCGCGGCCGUGGCGGCGUCGACCUCCGCAGCGGCGUCGCGAGGCAGCAGCAGCGUUGCCAGGCUGGCCGCCCGCGGCCGCGCAGCCUUUCGGAGCGGGGGCGAGGCGCUCAAGGCGCGCCCAGUGCCCGAGGGCGGCCGCGAGCGGCGACUGCCAGGGCGGCCCUGGCGGCUGAGGGAGGGCGACGGCGAGCCAGAGUGGCCGACGCCGAGGCUGGUCGGGGCUCAGGCCAGCACGAAGAUGAACUUUGCAAGGUCCGCGCAGAGUCCCUGGACCGGCGUUGCCCCCCCGCCCCCCCCCAUCCUGCCGCGCUCCGCGCGCCAGGGGCGGCGCCGGAGGCGCCGCCAGAGGGGGCCCAGCGCACAGAUCCACAGAAUCUGCACGGGGCACGGGAAGUUUAUCUUUGUGCCGCCUUUUCUUUGGGAUCGCGUGACGCGGGAUCAGCGCUGA
Molecule: messenger RNA, 546 nt
Organism: Prorocentrum cordatum
Lineage: Eukaryota; Dinophyceae; Prorocentrales; Prorocentraceae
Source: the annotation of a GenBank genome assembly